AUGCACGCCUCCCAUAAAGUGAACCACUUCUUAAAAUAUCUGGUUCUGACAUUUGCUUUCGUUGUGUUGUGUUCCCUUCAGCCGAAAAGGCCUUGUGGUGGCAGCGAUGUUGUUCGAUUGCGUGCCUAUCAACGAAACUAUGGAAAGCUUCAGCCGCUUCACCUCACUGUGCGUCCUGGACACGUUCUCACCUCUUGUCGACACUUCUGUACAGAUGAAGGCGUUUGUCGACCAAUCAAGUUCGAGCAAAGGCGCUUGCGAUUUCUGGAAAAGUUCUGUGGCGAACAGCGUGUUGCGCUGAGCGGCCCGGCUCUGCUGUUUCUCAAGCCUUCGCGCUUUACGCUGCAGUGUUCGAAAACCGCGAACUCUUUUGAGGUGCUAUCCCAGGGUCCUAUGUGGCUCGAUGUGCACCGCGUAAGGAUGAUGAGUGGAACGGAUAGUCCCACAGCGGUAAGCCAGCACACGCGAGCAUCUCCUGCUAACACGGGACCUUUCGAUACCAAUCGAUUUCGUCGGGAAAACGCGAGCUCAGAACUCCUAGUUCAUUAUGUCUCAGAUCCGCUAAGUGUGGGAGAGUCGCGAUAUUUCGUAUCUCACAUCGAGUUUCGGAUUUCGCAGCUACCAGAGGUGCACGACGCUAUGCGGAACGCAUCCGCUGGAAACCGUAACUCGGCUCAGGCGGUCUCUGUUAGAUUCGUGCCAACGGAUCCGAACAAGGAUCCGCGCCCUUACCUAGUCGACCCUGUCAUGAGUCGGCAAGUGGUGCACGCGUGGUCCUGCGGCAAUGAGGCAGCGAGCCGCAAGUUGCAAGCCUGCGCGCAUUACAUACCACAACGGCGCUCCGUGGGCGAACUCGCUUCUCUCUGGAUGCUCAUCCUCGGUGUCAUCAUCUUAGCUGGCCAGAAUCAUUAUCGGGGCGCCCGGCGGGAGUCCCCGAGAUCACUCAAGAGCACUCCACAGGGUCAUAACUGGUCCCGCAUCUCGCGGCAGAGGGCGUCAUCGCUUGAUGAUGGCGUCCAUCACAUCCCUGUCGACUGCGAGCACGGGGUUCAUCGGGGUCUUGAUCGACCGGGGUCGACCGUUGCGCGUGCUUCGCACGUUUCCGACACCUCAAAACCUCUGGAAUCUGCAAGUGCUUUCGGGGUAUCCACUGCGAAUACCAUCGAGGCUCCUCGCGAUUCUGAUAUGCAUGCGACAUGUGCCCGAAUCCCCACUCCAGCAUGGGCGUCGCGCACUUUCCUCAUUUUGUUUCUCAUCCUGCAGAAUUCUGCAAUGGCGUUUUUCUACUUUAUUGGUAUUUUUUGUCCUCCCUCCUCUUGUGUGAAGCUUGUCGCGAUCGAUGUAGCCACGGCACUGGCAUGCAGCGUUGGUGCCGCUUGCUGCACAGAGCUCUGGAGUCUCGUCUGCUGGAUCGACUGCGAAAGCGGCAACGAGCGGGCCAGUAUCGGCGAGGCCCAGGAUGUACCUCUCGAAAAAACGCCUCCGGAUGUGUCUGCACAUGCCGCGAAUGUUGAACCUAUUGCUGCGAGCGUUUCCAACGGGAAGCGCGCGCCCCUCACGGACAAUUAUUCACCUGGGGCGGGUUCGGCUGAGCCUUGGAACGAGUCCGCUAGCAAAGGCAGCAUCUUCCGUACGCAGUGCGGUGCGCUGCCGCGUCUUGCAGCGAGACACUCGGAACGACUGCGACUUCUGGAGCGACUCAAUUUCAAUCCGCUCAUGCUGUGGUUUUUUCGAAUUUUUCAGUGGAAACGCUCCACUUUUUGGUUGAUACGGGAUACAAAUAUCAUACCAUGCUGGUUUACGGGCCCAGUUAUAUACUAUUUGGGCUUGCGCCUGUUGAUCACGCUGUUGCUUUGGAGUGGAGAGCCUUCGCGCCCGGAGGCACUGUUCGUUAACCUCCAAGCCAUGAUUCCAGUUUUCUUGGGGUCAAGUUUAGGUGCAAAAGUCGCCCGUUCGAUUCGCUCCAGACAAGUUCCUAGGUGGUUCUCAAAGGUGCAACAAACGGAAAUCUUCCAAGUUUCACCCGCGCGCAUACUGCAGGUAUGGUUUCUCGUUGAUGUGCUUCUCAACGGCUGGUUUUAUCCCGGUGCGGGUAGACCGUUACCGUUUACACUGAUUUUUCGUUUGCCGCGGGCCUGUGCCGGUGAUUUUUUGGACAAUUUAACAGAGUAUUCGAACAGUGAUGAAAAGUUAUACCUGGCUGCCUAUCAGCUUUUGCCUUGGUACGGUUGGAAUGCUAUAUGCAAACUUUUUGCGGCCUUGGUUCUUUUCGUGGAGGCUUGA
Molecule: messenger RNA, 2283 nt
Organism: Cyanidioschyzon merolae strain 10D
Lineage: Eukaryota; Rhodophyta; Bangiophyceae; Cyanidiales; Cyanidiaceae
Exons: 1
Coding region: 1-2283 (760 amino acids)
Source: RefSeq, a predicted model, not a curated record